Messenger RNA from Tupaia belangeri chinensis (Chinese tree shrew), 975 nucleotides. It is a transcript of the gene RAET1E, whose product is annotated as retinoic acid early transcript 1E. NCBI's taxonomy places the organism in Eukaryota, Metazoa, Chordata, Mammalia, Scandentia, Tupaiidae. Gene Ontology annotation, biological process: antigen processing and presentation of endogenous peptide antigen via MHC class I via ER pathway, TAP-independent; antigen processing and presentation of endogenous peptide antigen via MHC class Ib; positive regulation of T cell mediated cytotoxicity. The record is from RefSeq and is a predicted model, not a curated record. The transcript is spliced from 5 exons. The coding region runs from base 1 to 888 and encodes 295 amino acids. Gene Ontology annotation, cellular component: external side of plasma membrane.
AUGUGGAUGCCCACAGCAGCUACCCAGUUACUUUCCACAAUGGAAUCAGCAAGUCUGCCUCUGGCUUUAGUCAUUGUGUAUCUGUCAUCUCUACUGCUGCUGACCGAAGCCAGGAUGACUCUGGGCUGUGAGUUCCCUGAAAGACCUGCUGAGGAGGGAGAUGUUCAUUCUCUUUGUCUCAACUUCACCGUCCAGUCUCAGUCCCGCCCUGAGCAGCCCUGGUGUGCCGUUCAGGGCUCAGUGGACAGAGAGAAGUUCCUCCAGUAUGACAGUGACAGCGACAAGGCCAGACCUGUGGGUGUCCUGGGGGAGGAGGUGAACACCACUAGGGCAUGGACAGAGUUGACCCAAACUCUGGGAGAAGUGGGGCGCGAGCUCAGGAGCCUCCUGUCUGGCAUCACACUGGAGAAAAAGGAGCCCGAGGGUCCUCUCAGGCUGCAGGCCGAGCUGCUUUGCCGGCGUGAAGCAGAGCAGUGCGCCGGUGCGUCCUGGCAGUUCAGCAUCAAUGGACGGACAGCCCUCCUCUUAGAUGCAAUGAGCAUGACCUGGACCAUACUCAGCCCUGGAGCCAGAGGGAUCAAGGAGGAGUGGGAGAGCGACAGGGGGCUGGCGGAGUAUUUCAGGAAGAUCUCUGUGGGAGACUGCAACCACUGGCUCAGGGAGUUCUUAGAGCUCUGGGAGACGAUGCUGGAGCCCACAGUGCCACCGUCAAAGACCCCAUAUACCAACCAGUCUUCCUCCACCACAUUAAAUGCAUAUGUCGUGCCCAUCACCAUCCCAUGUAUCGUGAUCGUCAUCAUCAUCAUCAUCAUCACGUGCUCUUUGGCGUUUGGGUGUUCACCAGGAGGUGUCACGGAAGGAGAGGAGCAGGCUGGCCCCUUGCUCUGAGACCUUAAAAGACCGGGCUAUCGAAUUAAGGAGAUUGGCAGCACCAUGUCCGGCAGAAAGAAAACUGAUGAUUCCAUAAUCCUGCAG